GAAGAAGAAGAAAGUGCGCCGCUGAACUGUUUCCGGUGUAGUAAGUGUGAGGUUUAUUCAUUCAUUAUAGGAGUUACAUUCCAGGUUUAGAAUCCGCAGGUGGAAGAUAAACAACAUGGACAUUCGGCCGAAUCACACGAUAUACAUCAACAACCUGAACGAUAAAGUCAAGAAAGAAGAGCUGAAGAGGUCUCUCUACGCCCUGUUCUCUCAGUUCGGCCAGAUCGUCGAGAUCGUCGCUAUGAAGACUAUGAAAAUGAGAGGCCAGGCGUUUGUGGUGUUUAAAGAACUCGCUGCAGCUACGAAUGCACUGAGACAGCUACAAGGGUUCCCCUUCUACAACAAACCCAUGCGAAUCCAGUACGCGAAGACAGACUCGGAUAUCGUCGCUAAGAUGAGAGGCACGUACGGAGACAAAGAGAAGAAGAAGGAGAAGAAGAAGAAAGCCCAGGAGCAAGCGGCCAACGCUGCCAAGAAACCAGUAAAUGCUGUGAACACACAGCCACCUCCGCCAGCUACAGUCCAGGUUCCUGAUAAUCCUCCCAACUACAUCCUCUUCCUGACCAACCUACCCGAGGAGACCAACGAGAUGAUGCUGUCCAUGCUGUUCAACCAGUUCCCCGGUUUCAAAGAAGUGCGUCUGGUCCCCGGAAAACACGACAUCGCUUUCGUGGAGUUUGAGAGUGAAGCCCAGGCCGGAGUCGCUAAAGAUGCGCUACAGGGCUUCAGAAUCACCGCCACGUGUGCCAUGAAGAUCACCUACGCCAAGAAAUGACCCUACACGCGUAUACGUGUGUAACAUGAGCAUUGUCGGACUGAAAUGCAGGCUUGCUGAAUGAAUCCUGCGUCCCAUCAUGAAUGAUUUUGCUCAAUUUGUGGGGUUUUUUUUCUUUUCAUGUUUGUUUGUACAGGAUUUUUGUUUUAAAAACUAUCAGUGACCAAGGAGUUGGGCAUCGGGGUUGGUUUUAUUUUAUGUUUGAAUAUUAAAAGACUGUUCCACAAAAAAAAAAAAGUGAAA
This is a messenger RNA of Neoarius graeffei (lesser salmon catfish), 1018 nucleotides long. It is a transcript of the gene snrpb2, whose product is annotated as small nuclear ribonucleoprotein polypeptide B2. The record is from RefSeq and is a predicted model, not a curated record. The transcript is spliced from 7 exons. Gene Ontology annotation, biological process: mRNA splicing, via spliceosome. Lineage: Eukaryota; Metazoa; Chordata; Actinopteri; Siluriformes; Ariidae. The coding region runs from base 116 to 775 and encodes 219 amino acids. Gene Ontology annotation, molecular function: U1 snRNA binding. Gene Ontology annotation, cellular component: U1 snRNP.